Messenger RNA from Tuber melanosporum (Perigord truffle), 2425 nucleotides. RefSeq lists its product as uncharacterized. Gene Ontology annotation, cellular component: cytoplasm. Lineage: Eukaryota; Fungi; Ascomycota; Pezizomycetes; Pezizales; Tuberaceae. Gene Ontology annotation, biological process: signal transduction. The coding region runs from base 987 to 1814 and encodes 275 amino acids. The record is from RefSeq and is a predicted model, not a curated record. The transcript has 3 exons.
GGAGAGAGAGAGCCUUCCACCAAACACGUAUCCCAUCACACACUCUUCCAUCCACGCUCAAUCCAUGCCACCGCAUUUUGACGCUGGAUACAUAAUCUACCGCACGCCUCAUCAGUCCGUCCGUCUCCUACACCCACACCCAUCCCGAUUCAUCCACAGUACGUCGGUCAAAUCCCGUUCGAACAAUUGUUGCCCUUGACCUGGCCAUCGUUGUUUCGGAGAAGAAGAAAAUCGAAGCAGACGCCUCGGGAAAAUCAAAUCAAAAUAAGAAUAAGAAAAGAAAAGAGAAGGAAAAGCAGACAGAGUGUCUGCGACUCGCCUUCGCGCUAAUACAUAACAUAUAUACGGUAUUCCACCCCACCAACCUUGGUCAGAUCGACGCACCAUCCCACCGGGCAUUCGCUGCCUUUCUUUUACUGUCGCGUCUCCACUCAAAUCCGCGCUGCCUUGAUGGCAAUGGCAACACGCAAGUAAAGAACGUACCAGACCCAAUUGUUUUACUGGCGGUGAACUACCGUAUUCGCAAUAGGUCAAAUCCCCUCGGAGUUGCUCUUUUCGCUCAUAUUCAUCCACAGUCGCCGGUUAUAUAUAAAGCGGCCUCGAGUCAAUCCCCCAAGAGGUGGAGGGAAUACAGCACCAGGUCACUGGUUAAGAAGCCGGUCCGGCACGGGUGACGUCGUGAGCCUACAAUCCGGUUCAGCAAACUUGUGAUUAUAGUGAGUUUAGUCUCGUUCUCAUUGCCUACUGGAGAUCGCCCAGGUUACUCGUUCUCUUGUCAGUGGGCAUCACCACCCGAAUUUCCGUUUCGUGUAUUCUGUGGCUGAAUUGGGGGUGGCACACUUUUAUGUGACGCCUGGUUCGUUUAAUGCCUGUCCAAUAGCUCAUACUGGUACUCAAGUACAGUUCUGACUGGGUUAAAAGUCUUCAGAAGCGGCUUCGCUAUUAGAGAAAAAUCUCAACUGAUCUGGGGGGUGGGAGCUCUAAGCAUGGUUGGCUCAGAAGUGGAUCAGAAAUACAUAGGCACCUUUGCGAAGGAUACGGCAGAUCUGAAUACGACGCUCUCGGCCGGCCUCUACAAACUCCUAGGCUUAUCAACACUUCUUUCGCGGAAACUCUUGCGGGCCCGGAAACAGCGAAAGUUAGAUCCGACCCGAACUACCAAGUCGCUCGACCUUUAUCGCCACAUAAUAUGGAUGGCGCGAGAAGGCCUAACCAUCCUACAGAAUGAAAUUCAGCCUGAAAUGGCAAAUUACGUAGGACCCAAGUAUGCUUCUCUGGACGAACUUCGGGUGCUGGUUGCGAAGCUCAAUGCCUCGUUCCUUCACAUAUUUGUUCUGUUUGAUCACACAUAUCAGACAAAGACAGCUAUGGUCCCGCAAGUUCCUAAGAUGACGAAUGGAGUCAACGGAAUGGCGCACCUCAGCGGUUCGUUGGGGAUAAAUGGUCCGGGUGCCAUCAACUCAUCCUAUGCUUACAUCACACCUACCCUUGAUGCCUUCAGCAGGGCGGAAGGAUGUGCUCGUGAGCUAUUGGCGGGAUCGCAUCCACUUAGGUUAUCUGUGAAGUUGGAGUAUAGUGCCUUUCUUUAUGAUUGCACGAAGGAUUACGAUAAUGCUCGGCACACUGCACAGAGGGCUGUUGAUGAGGCGGUCGCUUCCAUGGAUGCAAUGCCUGAUGACGAGGAGGCAUUCGAAGAUUACAUGGAGUUGGUGGGCAGCCUGGGCGUUUUAGCUAAGCGGGGAGAGCCAUCUCCUAAGCCCUCUCCCCGAAUGAGCGACUACAUUGACGAUAUGGCCAACGGCCAUGUGAUAUGAGAUAUGAUGAGUCAGCUCAGUUACAACGAGGAACCUUGCAAUGAGGAAGGUUUGUAUGGGAUUGUAUCAUAGGCUAUGCGGAGUGGAGUGAAUUUUUCGGUCGAUCCUUAGUAUUAGGAUUUUCUACCGAUGCGGAGGACUUUGUUCCUUUCUCUCGAGGGCGAUCCCUUGCAGUGACAUUACUUUUGAGUACGGUAUUCCUUUUGUUCGAAACACUGAAAAUGGUUUGCCAGGUGGUCGUUUACGUUUUUUAUGUUAGGGGUUUUUUGGUAUGCUAUGGGGGCAUGCAAAUCGUUCCUUUUCCAUUUACUUGGGGUGGGGGAUUUUCGGUUUUUCUGCUCAUCACAACUCUAGAUUUGUGUUUGUAUUUGAUAUCUUGCACAUGCUUUUUUUUUUUCUUAUUGCUGAAACAUCUGUAUGUAACGAGGUGACAUGGGGUGGGAAUCGUGCCAGUGUUAGUCUUGCUGGUGACGUUUGCAGAUUGGGUUCUCUGCGGUUGAGGAAUGGCAGCGCACUAGCACGAGAGCCUGCGAUGAGUAGUGGAAGGGUAUCGGAAGGAUUUGGGUGGAAGAAAAAUGUGUUCGGACAUUGGAAUUCAAGUUCCCCUUUGC